AACUUGUUGAUUCCUGAAAUUUUACUUGAUAAACCUAAAAAUGAAGGUUCCGUUGAGGAGACAGUACCAUUAUAUUCGAAUAAACAAUUCACUGAACAGUUCAGGGUUUCCAGAGAAAUUGUUCAUAACCUGAAAGAACAGUUCGAAGUUUCAAAAUAUUACCCCAAAAAAGAAACAGGCCUCCGAAGAAUUGGUAGUGAAAAAUGUAUUCUAGCCUUUUUAUGGUUUGCCAGUAAUGAAUCUACUUCAUUUAGAGAUGUGGCUGACAGAUUCAAUUUAUCUGUGAGUACGCUCCAUAGGAUCGUAGUAGAUGUGACAUCAUUUCUUUCUGAUAUGUCUGGCAAUGUUAUUGUUUGGCCGUCAGCAACAGAAUUCAGAAGCAUUUCAGAGGAAUUUGCAGAGAUGGGUUUUCCUAAUGCCAUUGGCUGCAUAGAUGGCACACAUAUAAGGAUGGAUGCACCCAUCGAUGAUGCUCUAUCAUAUUUGAACAGGAAGAAAUAUUAUUCUAUUCAGGUGCAAGUUGUUUGUGACAAUACGAAGAAAAUAAGAGAUGAUUUUAUAGGGUAUCCAAGAAGUGUUCACGAUGCUAGAGUUUUCAGGACUAGCCCUCUCGGUCAAAAUUUAUCAGAAAAAUGUAGGGAUUAUGUUCUUUUAGGUGAUAGUGCCUACUCUUGUCUGAGAAAUUUAUUGACUCCUUACAAAGAUAAUGGAAAUUUGACAAAUGUUCAAAAAAAAAAUAUAACAAAAAACUUAGUCACUGUAGAGUUUUCAUUGAACACACGAUAGGGCUUCUCAAACAAAGAUUUCGUCAACUGUUCCAUCUGAAGAGCAGAAACAUAGAAUUUAUUUGCCAUUUUGCUAGAGCAUGCUGCGUUUUGCAUAAUAUGUGCAUGGAUGAUCAGAACUUCAACCUUAGCAUCAACCAGUACCGCAAUGCAGAACAUCUUGGCAAUGAAACCGAUGAUGAUAAUGAAAAUGAUGAGAGGAAUGAAGUUGGCUUGAAUUAUAGGAAUUAUGUCGCUGCUAUGAUGGAUAUUUAAACAUCGUUCAGAUAUGGUAAUAUUGAAUACGUUUGUCUUGAAAUUUUCCUUUAUUGCAUAAUUUCUGUUGAAAAUUCGUAUAUAAAUAUAUAUGAACAAAAAACUGCAUUUUCAU
Coccinella septempunctata (seven-spotted ladybird) is the source of this 1155-nucleotide messenger RNA. RefSeq names its product putative nuclease HARBI1. Bases 334 to 786 code for a protein of 150 amino acids. The transcript has 3 exons. NCBI's taxonomy places the organism in Eukaryota, Metazoa, Arthropoda, Insecta, Coleoptera, Coccinellidae. The record is from RefSeq and is a predicted model, not a curated record.